GUCAGACUGCACAGCUCCAUUCGUGUCGACUGUCCAGAGUCCAUGAAUACAACCCUGCACUUUUCACCACCACCACCAAUUCAACCUGACCACACAUACACAGCAAAGCAGCACAUCUGCAGAGCAGCCGUGACAGCAGACACAUUCCAGCAGCCUCUCCUGCCUCUGUUUAGACAUGUCACUCUACAGUUUUGGCCUGGAGCCGCUCUCCUGCCACGCCUGGAACAAACACAGGACCCAGAUUGCAGUGAGUCCGAACAACAAUGCUGUGAACAUUUAUGAGAAGAAAGGCAAAGACUGGGUCAAAAUCCAUGAGCUUACUGAGCACAGUGGACGAAUCACAGGCAUUGACUGGGCCCCAGAGUCCAACCGCAUUGUGACAUGUGCCUCUGACCGCAACGCCUAUGUGUGGACUCUGAAGGAUGGCAUGUGGAAACCCACCCUGGUCUUGGUGCGCAUCAACCGUGCAGCCACGUGUGUGAAGUGGUCACCUCUGGAAAACAAGUUUGCUCUGGGUAGUGGAGCUCGUCUUAUCUCUGUCUGCUACUUUGAGAAGGAGAACGACUGGUGGCUGAGUAAGCACAUCAAGAAGCCCAUUCGCUCCACAGUCCUGAGUCUGGACUGGCAUCCCAACAACAUCCUACUGGCAGCUGGAUCUGCAGACCUUCACUGCAGGGUUUUCUCAGCUUACAUCAAGGACAUCGAGGACAAACCUGGACCUACUGCUUGGGGGGCCAAGAUGCCUUUUGGGGAGGUGCUGCUGGAGCAUAAGGACUGUGGAGGCUGGGUGCACAGUGUCUCCUUUUCCCCCAGUGGAGACCAGCUGGCGUGGGUGGCCCACAACAGCAGCAUCACUGUGGUUGAUGCUGCCCAGAAGAAAGAGGUAACCCAGCUGACCACUGACUGUCUGCCGCUGCUAAGCGUCCUCUAUGUCAGCCUGACUGAAAUUGUUGCUGCGGGUCAUGACUGCUGUCCAUACCAGUUCACCUAUAAGGGUCCUGGUGCCCUGGAGUUUGCAAAGAAGCUGGACAUACCCAAGCAGACCUCUAAGGGCAGCAUGUCAGCCAUGCAACACUUCCGCAACCUGGACAAGAGGGCCACUGAGGAGGACAACAACGAGCUGGGCACCCUUCACCAGAACAGCAUCACGCAGCUGUGUGUUGUAUCAGGGGAGAAAGCCAAAGUGGAGAAGUACAGUAGUGUGGGUCUGGAUGGAGCCAUGGUGAUCUGGGAUUUUAAGCAUUGAACCAAGAAGAAUAUAAGGAUGACAGAAGUACUGAGGAAUAUAUCUGCCAGUAAACCCCUGUGCAUAUAUAUGGAACUACUGAUAUGCUUUUAAGUAACGUGAAAACACUGUCAGCACAUGUGCUUUGUGAUAUUUGUGACUAAAACAUCUUUUAAAUCAAUAA
Xiphias gladius (swordfish) is the source of this 1409-nucleotide messenger RNA. RefSeq lists its product as uncharacterized. The record is from RefSeq and is a predicted model, not a curated record. The transcript has 10 exons. Gene Ontology annotation, biological process: Arp2/3 complex-mediated actin nucleation. Gene Ontology annotation, cellular component: Arp2/3 protein complex; actin cytoskeleton. NCBI's taxonomy places the organism in Eukaryota, Metazoa, Chordata, Actinopteri, Istiophoriformes, Xiphiidae. Gene Ontology annotation, molecular function: actin filament binding. The coding region runs from base 176 to 1246 and encodes 356 amino acids.